GUCGGCGCCCUAGAUGCAGCACAAUUAUUUGGAGAUGCCAUUGGGUCAGAAGAUAUGCCGGACGAACCCCUGCCCCAUCCCAAUGUCGGAAGAGAUGGGAGUCAAGAAUUGGGGCUGCAAAUCUGGGCCCCACAUUAUCAAGUAACAUAUGCCAGCGUCCUUGUUCCCGAUGGAGACUCUGGAGACACAAUCAUCGCAAAGGCAGCCGAACAUGCAUCCCAGGCCUUCCACCACGAUUUCACAUCAGUUGCACCAGUCAAAGCGAUGCCUCAUGCAGGCUUCGCCACUUUUGUGGCGAUCCCUGAUUGCCUUGACGCAGCAGAUAGAGUAGUGGUGUUGCUUGAUUUUGGGAUGAUUGCUGGACAGCGCUUCUCUUGUGUACUGCCAGCUCAGCUGUCAUAUCGUGACAUGAUUGACUUUGUUGCACCCAUUGCUGGCAAAGAUCGAGGGCAGACCGAAGUGUUUAUUGACCUUGACCAGGUGCCACAUCAGAGAGGAGUCGCAAGUCUGAUUGAUGCCCCGCCGGCACCAGACCCGUUGCCAGGCUAUGAGGCCGUGCUCAGUUGCACUUUGCUCAGUGUCGGUGGCCUCUGCAAGCUCGCUUGUGAUGCUAGUGCAGGCUGGCAAAGUGAUGACAUUGCCAGUGCACCAUUUGUGCCCAUCAAGAUCAGCUGCAUUUCCGAAUGGUUCUUUGCAUGUAAAGGCCCUUCUGCUCCGACUGCCAGUGCAGGUCAGGCUGAGGUUGAGGCGCAUCAGCAAAACUUGCUGCAGACUGCACCGGCCGAAGGCCCACAGCCUUAUCAGGCACCUGAGCAGACCUUCACUGCUCCACAACCUGAAGUUGCGGUUCAGGACGAGCCAGUGCCCUAUCGAUCUUGGAAGUUCCUCGUUUUGGGACCCAAUAUCAGCAAGGAAUAUGUGGAUUUGCAGCUUAGGGUACCAUGUACCGUGCAACGGGCCCUGGAAGAAGUCAGUGAAGCCAGAAAUGACAAUCGGCAAUGGCUAUACGGGCUCUUGGCACCAGUGACGCCCCAACCUGCAGACGAUUUUGCCACUCUCAUUGCCUUGCCAACUUGGGCUUCUUCCAAAACGGCAGUCUGUAUGGACACCAGGCUCUGUGACGGCCGUAUCUUCUGCAUUGUCUUGCCAGGCCGAUUCAACAGAGAAUCUCUCCUCCGCAUUGCUGGAAUUGCCGAUUUACAGGGGGUUGAGGUUUAUUGUGGGGAUAGUUGGGUACCUUUGAGAGCAGGGGAGCUGAUAGACCCUCCACAUGGCACCCUGAUCACUUUUGUCCCACACACCCAGCUCUACCGGCCUGGUUUUUCUCUGCAACAGAUGCUUUUGAGGCAUGCCGGUGGAAACACCCAGCCAGAGAUGCCUACCGGCAACAUUGGCCGAUUUUUCUGGAUCCUAACCGAUGCCUGGCCAGUACUCUUUGAUGCUCGGCAUGCUACACGCGACACUUUCCAAGCAGCCUUGGCUGUAGAGCUCCGAACUGUGAUCGGUGCCCUUGCGGUCCAAACACCCAAACCCAUGAUUGGGGACUAUGACCACAAUGGCAGGCAUUGUGAGAAGGUCAUCGUGGCUACUGAGCAAAUUUGCAGGGUACCUGUGCCUCCAGGAAGACGCAUCCCGCCUACUGAUAUUUGUGUCCUGGACCUGCGCCCCAUCUUGAAAGGGCUGCGAUGGCUGUUGGUUCACAAGCGUAAAAUCCAUCUAGAGCCAUUAGUCACUGAACUUUCUGAUGGAGCGCCAGAUGGCUUCAGGGUCAACAUAGCCGGAGGAUCCAUCGAGCACACAACACAUGGCACAUACAUCCAGGUUGCGCCUGGCCAGGCCCUCAUUGCACACUUUUUGCGUGAUGCACCGCCUAGCGAAGCAGGCAGUGAUGCCUUUCACUCCUCCUGGGAUUCAGGAUUAGGCGGAGAUACGGACAGCGAUGACUCUGAUCAGGAUAUGGGUCAUGACGAUGAUACUCAAGUAGUUGAUGCUGCCCAGGGGCAUCAAGAAGGCGGAGAACAGGCCGACCCUGAGCCUACUCAGGAUUAUGGGACACCCAAUGACGAAGUCCAGCCACAUCAACAUGGCCAUGAUGAUGUAACCAAGCCUUUGGCUUGGGCACUUUACGCCUGGUGCUUGAGAGCUCUGGGUUUGUGCCUCUGCCUCUUGAUUGUGUGCUGCUGGCAAGCUAAGGGCCUUCAAGAACCCCAGCCAGAUUCCCUGCAAUCCAUGUCCAGGCUGGAUGAUCCCAGGCAGGUUACUAGACGCUUUGGCCAUCCCUGGCCACAUCUGCACUGGACAGGAGCCCCGCAAGAGUCGCUUGAAAUUGAUCGCGAAUCAAGCGAUACUUCAGCGAGUUUCCAUUCCUUUGUUGCCACACUCUUUGUCUUCAGAGUUGCGUAUCAGCCAGAGCGUUUUUUCAUUCAUGUUGACAACCCUGAGCAUGUUGAACAGCUCGAAGUCACUGUCAACACAAUCCGUGAUCCUGAAGCAAGAGAAGAUUUUCCUGUCCUGAUACAAGCCUACCCACAGCCCCACCGAGAAUGGGGAGCUUUGCUUGCCUUACCCUGGUGGGAUUCAGCGGCACACCUGGUCCUAUUGGACUUGCUUCGAAUCGAUGGCCGUAUCCUUGCGGCAUGUGUGCCCGACAUUAUUAGCAGAGAUGAUCUGCUGCAACAAGCUGGGCUUGAUCCCACCAGCGACGCUCAAAUCUUCCUAGGGGAUACCGAGGCUCCCCUUGAACAUGACCGUGUAGUGCAAGUCCCGACUGGAACUUGCAUCACCUUCGUGCCGGGAUAUGGGGUUCCACCGCCGGUUUUCACUUUGAGGGAAAUGCUGCGAAAUGCCUUUGGGUGGGCUGAACAUGAAGUUGAAUUACGGGUCCAGGCUGGGAUCUCGUAUCUCCUUGUUUCCUUCAGAGGCACUUUCUUGCACUUCCCCGACCUUGGCAGCCCAAUGCAUGUCCGGGACGAAAUCGCUGCUACGAUAGGAUGUAGAUGCUUUUGGGCCAUUCUUGAUGCCAGAGCCUUGCAAAUAGGAUUCCCGGUUGGCUUGAGAUUUUCUUAUCAGUUGUACCGGACUCGGCUGGCAAUCUACACCUUGAGCCAGGAACCUGCGAUCAAUGGCGAGGGUGCCCACAGGAGUCGUUGUGCUCCUCUGCCUGACCUCAAGCUUGGCACAUUUGCGAAUGAUGAUGGGGACACGAGCUUAGGCUUUGACCAGGUCGCUUUUUCAGCCAGCGAAGACCUUGCCAUCUCACCCCCAACUGAGGAAGAGUUAGAGGAUUUUGAAGUUCUAUCCACUCUUCUUGAGGAUAGUGUCAGACAGCCAGAAUCUCGAGCUUUCUUCCUUGCAGCCACUCUUGUGGAAACAUUGUCUGAGCACUUUCAGAGCGAGGCCCAAGCCCGCCAGUAUGCCACUACUGCGGUUGUUGUUGCCGAUGGAGGCAGGCAAACUCUCAGCCUCGAGUCUGCCCUGCCGCUGCGACCAGAAGAAAGUAAGUUUUAUACAGGCAGUAUUCAGGCAGCCACUCUUGACUGUUUGCCAGCCUUGCGAUCCCUCCCAAGCGAUGACGCUGCUAAAUUUGGAGGUACUGAUUUGGGUUUCACUUGGGGUCAACUUGUGGAGUUCCUCACCAUCCAACCCCGCUUUGAAACUUGGGAAGCCUUCUUCGGUGAGGAGGAUGUCAUCCCUCAUGCAGACCCGCCCUCUUUACAUGUAGCCAUGUCCAGGUUGGCGCAGACCACUGCCGAUAGGCUGCUGUGCUGCUAUACGGACGGCUCAUUCUUCCCUGCGAGAGCCAAUGCCCCACCCAAGGCAGGUUGGUCUGUCAUAUUUGUCGACCCCCACCAAGGCACUUUUGCUAUCUCUGCGGGGCCCCUUCUUGAGCCUUUGCUGGGACAAGGCGUGCAGAUCUCCCCAUAUCAGGCGGAGUGCUGUGCUCUCGCAGUCGCUGCGACCACUUCAGUGCUUUCAUUCGCAGACAGACCGAUCCGUUUUCUGUCUGACUGCACUGCAGCUCUUGGCGCUGCUCAAGGACAAUGCGGCUAUGCGACAGGCGGCCUCCCUGAGGCACUAGCAGCUGCCUUUGACUUGAGACAGAGAGGGUGCAACCAAACUGACCAGUUCGCAUAUGUUCCCGGUCAUCAGGGUGAUUUCUUCAACGAAGCUGCUGACAUGCUUGCGAAAUGGGGGGCGAAGCAGGAUGGUGGAGGAAGUUACCAGCAAGGAGCCAUGGCUACCCUGCAAGCAUGGCUACAAAAGGGUGCUAGGUGCCUGCCCUGGGUCACCUUGGUCAUUCAGCAGCUACGUGGAUAUGCUGAGUUGCCCCCUUUAGGAUGCUUGAACCUUGGGUGUGAUACUUGGCACGCUGGACUUGCAGACCAGCAGCUUGUCUGUCCAUUUUUACCGCCUGGUGUAGGGGAGGAAGCCAAGGAAGAUGAUUCUUAUGAUAGAUACAAGCUAUCAUUGCGACUCCUUUCCUACAGCACCCUUUCACUCGGUGGUUGCCUGGAAUAUGAAGAUGGACAGGGGCAGGAUGUGUCAGGCCGUCAUAGUCGACCAGGCAGAGCAGCCUUGCUUGCCAAACAGCUCGAUGACCACAAGGUCACUUGUGCAUUCCUCCAGGAGACUCGGUGUCCUGCAGGGACCUCCACUGUUGGAGGCUACUUGAGAUACAGUGCCGGAGCUCUCAAAGGCCAAUGGGGCACUGAGAUCUGGCUCCGAAAAGGGGCCGCCUUUCUUCUUCAUGGUAGUGACCACCAGCGCAGUUUGCUCUGUGACAGCAGCAAUGUUGCAAAUGUGCAUGCAGAUCCACGCAGGAUGCUCCUGCGCAUUUCGGGCCUAAAGUUCUCUGUCCUGCUCUGCGCCCUCCAUGCACCACAAAGGGCCACGGAAGCGCAUGCUGUUGAACGUUGGUGGUCUGAAACACUCGCCCUUCUCCGACAGCACCGUAGGCAGUCGUUGGUCAUUGUUGCCGGGGAUGUUAAUUGUGCUGUUGGCUCGGUUGUAUCGGCCGAGAUUGGCGACUGUGGUGCUGAGGAAGAAGAUGAGCCUGGGACCAAGUGGCGAGCUCUUCUCAAAGAACUCGAUUGCAUUGCUCCAUGCACUUUCCCAGCUUAUCAGAUAGGUCAGCCGGACGCAAACCAGGAGGACCUUGACCUGUCUUCUCUCCCAGAUGGCGAUGUGGCCGCGAUUUUGCAACACAUGCAAGAGCCAACAGCCUUUCGGGAGGCUGGAGCAAGCGAGUGGCAAGAGCAGCUAGCCAACAAGCUCACUGAGUCGACAUGGUUCUUGAUGCAGGGUGAUCACACCCCUGUUUUGACGUCGCGAGGGACCCGUCCAGGGUCUACAGCAGCGGACCUGCUCUUUGCCAUGGUGGUGCAGAAAAUCCUAAGGCGGAGAGAUGCACUUUGUCAGGGUCUUCCAGAUGCGCCGGUUGUACCCUCUGUGCCGUGGGACUCUGUCCUUUCGCUUGAACCGCCUUCAGAUGGUGCUCCUAGUGUUCCUCUCGAUGAUCUCAUUUGGGCUGAUGAUAUCUCUUGCAUGCGGAUUUCCAGCAGCCCGCACCGCCUGCCCUCCAAUAUUGGGUGUACGGCAGGAGUGCUCAGUGACGCAUUCAAUGAGUUCGGGUUCAAGCUCACGUUUGGACCCACAAAAACAGCUGCUCUUGCUCAGGCCAUAGGUGUGAAGCACUCCUGCCGCGGUGGCAUGUGUGCAGAGCUCCGCUACCGUGCAGCUCAAGCGCGUACGGCGUUUCAGGAGGGACGCCGGAAGGUCUACCGCGUCUUGAGGAUACCGUUGAAGCGCAGAGCUUUCAUACUUACGAGCACGGUGCUUCCGAAACUCCUCUUCGGAGCUGGCAGCUGGCCCCCGUUGAACCAGAAGGAGUACUCCAUAGUGUCUGGGGCACUUUGGACCUUCUACAGAGCCCUCCUCGGAGUCAAGAGCCAUGAAAACCAGAGCUGGGCCGCUCACACAGUUUUGGCCUUGACAGGCCUCUCAGGUCCGCAGGUCACCCUGUAUUGCGCAAGGCUUCACUACCUUUGCCAGCUUUGCAGGUCAGCGCCCCCGGCCCUCUGGGCUCUGGUCAAACUUGACCGGCCAUACGCGGAAUCCCUCCAAACCGCGCUGGCCUGGUUGUACAAGUGGACAUAUGCCACCUCGCCUUUGCCCAAUCCGCUCGAGCAAUGGCCACCUUGGCUAAAGCUCGCCACCGACACGCCCAACAAGUUCAAAGGUUUGGUGCUCCGUGCGCAAGGCCUUGAGAGCUGCAAAAGUCAGGUAAUUGCGGCAUACGACGGUCUGCACAAGGCCCUCCAAUGCUGGAUACCUUGCCAUGCCCCGCCAGAUGAAAUUGAGAAGGUCUCAGGCUGUGGAAAGACCUACGGCAAUGUAGGCUUCAGCACAGCUGAAGCUGAGGUGCAUCCACAAGCACCGCCCGUCAAGGUCAUUGAGCCAGUCCAGACACUUCGGGACACCGUCAAAGCUUGGCGGGAUUCUGAGCCAGAAGAUCUUCUGGUCACCGAGGCCGCGAAUGAUCUGCUGCUUCUUUUGGAUCCUGAAUUAUUGGCAGAUUCGGUGCAGCCUGCACCACAGCAGCGGCAAUUCCCUGCAGACACUGAGCCAUUUUGGACGGAUAUGCCGAAUAUCGGUAUGCCUGCUGCAGGAGACAUGAUCCACUUCCAGCUGGAGAGCCCACCCCCGAGAGCCCUUUCGCCCUUCGGAGCGACGAGCAUGCGUCUACGAGAGGCCAAGGCCUUCGCUGACUGGGCCGAGCAAGCAUGUGCCAUGAUUGUGCAAUGCCUUGUAAACGCACAAGGCCGUCCUUUUCAGGUGAGGUGCCCAGGCAUUGCUGCUGGACUAGGUCCUGCGGCUCAAUGGCUGCGUGCGGUUGGCAUUGCGAUUGACGAUCAGGGGCUGACUCUUGCUCUUUGA
Symbiodinium necroappetens is the source of this 6936-nucleotide messenger RNA. The record is from the annotation of a GenBank genome assembly. Lineage: Eukaryota; Dinophyceae; Suessiales; Symbiodiniaceae.